This is a messenger RNA of Bathycoccus prasinos, 2010 nucleotides long. RefSeq lists its product with no specific name. NCBI's taxonomy places the organism in Eukaryota, Viridiplantae, Chlorophyta, Mamiellophyceae, Mamiellales, Bathycoccaceae. The transcript has a single exon. Gene Ontology annotation, cellular component: endoplasmic reticulum membrane. The record is from RefSeq and is a predicted model, not a curated record. Bases 1 to 2010 code for a protein of 669 amino acids. Gene Ontology annotation, molecular function: alpha-1,2-mannosyltransferase activity. Gene Ontology annotation, biological process: protein N-linked glycosylation.
AUGUCCUCUACUACUAAACUCAAAACGAGGACGACGAGAAAAGAUGCAAACGAGAAGAACGAGAACAAAAUUUCGUCGCAUUCGCGUUUGUUCCUCGUACUCUUAACCUUUCGCGUUUCCUCUGCGUUUCACAAUCUCAUCCACGAUUGCGACGAGACCUUCCAAACCAUCGAACCGGUACAUUUCCUCCUGUGCGAUAUCGGUCUGCAAUCGUGGGAGCUUUCCGGAAAAUACAAGUUGCGAUCGUAUUUGUACGUCUUGUUACACGCGUGGAUUGGAUUACCCGCUCGGUUUUUACUCGGCUGCGGUGGUGGCAAGGAGGUUGCGUUUUACGCGAUUCGCGUGCUGUUGGCGAUAUUGAGCGCACGAGGCGACUGUUUUCUCGUCGAGGAGUGUUUGAAGAUUGAACCGAAAAUCGGAGCGACGGUACUUUUAGUGCUCAGUUUUGCCACCGGAGCGUACGUCUCAUCGACGGCGAUGUUGCCGAACAGUUUUGCCAUGAUGUGCGUGACUCGAGCGGUGGCGAGUUCAAUCGAGUACGCGAACUUUCGAGCGACGCGAGACGAGUUCGGGGAGUGCAUCGCGAAGGAGGAGGUGAAGAAGAAGAAGAAAAAAGAGAAGGUUUCAGACGACGAGGAAGAGGAUGGCGACGAUGUCGUCGUCGAGGAAACGUUGGUGAUUGAGUCGAGGGCGAUGGAGAGGGCGUGCAUGUGGUGCGUCGUUGGCGUUUUACUCGGAUGGCCCUUCGCGGGUGUAGCGUGCGUGCCGAUUGGCGCGUUGUCGAUGUGGAUGGUGAGCGCGUGGAGGACGGCGAAAGCGAUCGUUUUACCGGCAGUGGUGUUAUUUUGUUUGUCCACUUUGUGCGAUACGUUCUUUUACGGUGGUUUCUCGAACGGAAUACUCAAAACGGAAUGGACGAGUUCGUUAGUGAACAUCGUGAAGUACAACGUUCGAGGUUCCGGAGGCUCCGAGCUGUACGGGACGGAGAAUUGGUCGUUUUAUUUGCGGAAUUUAGCGUUGCAUUUCAACGUCGCGUUUCCGUUGGCGUUCGUGGCGCCGAUAAUGGCGUUGUUUUCGCACGCGUUUCAACGUAUUUUAGAGGCGAAGCAGAAGAAAACAAAGGCUUCUUCUUCCACGAGUAAAAGAAGGAAAGUGCCUUGGUUGGCGCUCUUAUUUUGCGCGUUGCCAUUUCACGUCGCGUUGGUAUUUUUCUCUUUGAUGCCGCAUAAAGAGGAACGGUUUUUGUACAUCGUCUACGGUCCUUUAGCGUUAUCGACUGGUAUAACUGUUGCUGCGAUAUUCGAUACGUUCAAAACCUUUUCACGCGUCAUUAAGCGCGCUAAAAUUGGGCAGUUUAUUAAAUCGUCGCAACGAGCGUUUUCGCUCCUCGGGGCUUUACUCGGCGUUUUAUCGUUGAUGUUGUUCAUAGUGCUAUCGGCAUCGAGGACUUUUGCAUUAAUUACGUAUUAUGGUGCGCCGAUUGAAGUAUACGCCUCGUUACCUGUGAACCCUUUAGAGUGGCUCCCGGAUAAAAGGCCAAGCGACGAUAUUAACGUAUGCGUCGGCGACGAGUGGUACCGAUUUCCUUCGCAUUUUCAUUUACCGAAUGAAAAGUACCGAAUACGGUUCAUUAAAGGCGCAUUUAACGGCGCACUACCGAUGUAUUUCGAAAGUGCCGCCGGCAAAGGUACCGCGGGUGCACCCGUAGGUUUGAACGAUAAGAAUCAAGCGCAUGUAAACCAGUGGUUCUUUCCAAACGCGUCUUCGCCGUGCGAUUUCCUCGUCGAAACCGACGAAACAAACGACAGUCAAAAAUAUUUCAAAGCAGAGCCAAACGAUUACGGUUGGGAUGUGGUCAGAAGUUUACCGUUUCUUGAUAACUCAAAAUCGACCGAUUUCCUCGCGCGAACGUUAUACAUCCCUGUGUAUUCAGAGAAACAUAACGUGUUUACGAAAUACUAUUUGAAAGUACGCACGAAAAACAUCGCGUCGGGGAAGUCGCUGUAUUAG